UGAUGAGCGAUGACCAAUGAGAACCGAACAAUCGCCCACUGAGCUCUCUGUCACUCCUUUUCUCUUGGCUUUUCCCUCUCUUUGCUUUUCCUUCCUACCAAACGCUGAAAAACCAUUCAAUUCCUCACUCUUGUUCGAUCUUGGACCAAUCGAAUCUCAUUCUUGUAUAGCUGAAUCGGUGUUUAUAUUCAUUGUAAACUUUCGCAUGAGCUUUUAUGUGAUUAUACAAAUGUGAAUUUGAGCGUCAUUUGUGGGACUGAAUCGGAGUUUGGCUGCCCAAGUUUCGAUGAAUAUGAGCCGGCCGGCGGUGCACCCGGUGGAGGCUCCUCCGAUGACCGAUGGAGCCAAUAAUCCUCUGAGAGUGAGGAUGAAGAACGUCCAAGGCAUGCCUGGUACGCCAGGUGGCCUUGCUUUACGUCUCUGCCAGUUCGCUUUCGCUGUCGUUUCCCUCUGCAUCAUGGCCUCCACCAGCGAUUUUCCUUCCGUCACCGCUUUCUGUUUGGCUGCCCAAGUUUCGAUGAAUAUGAGCCGGCCGGCGGUGCACCCGGUGGAGGCUCCUCCGAUGACCGAUGGAGCCAAUAAUCCUCUGAGAGUGAGGAUGAAGAACGUCCAAGGCAUGCCUGGUACGCCAGGUGGCCUUGCUUUACGUCUCUGCCAGUUCGCUUUCGCUGUCGUUUCCCUCUGCAUCAUGGCCUCCACCAGCGAUUUUCCUUCCGUCACCGCUUUCUGGUAUUACGUCCUUACCUUAAUCGCAAUGCACAUAUCAAUAAUAUUCUUACAUAUGUAUAGAGACAAGCACUUUUGUGUUUGUGUUGCACCAGUUAAUCAAGCUUUUGAGAGAUGGAACUCUGUAAUUUCUUAUUUGAGUGCAAGGACAAUAAGAACAGAGAAAAUGAAGGAAAAUUAA
Messenger RNA from Ilex paraguariensis (yerba mate), 907 nucleotides. The record is from the annotation of a GenBank genome assembly. NCBI's taxonomy places the organism in Eukaryota, Viridiplantae, Streptophyta, Magnoliopsida, Aquifoliales, Aquifoliaceae.